UGUGAAGAAAAUGUGGAUAAUCUAUGUGAAACACUUAUGAAUAUAGCAAUUUCUGUUAUCUUUUACCUCAUAAAAUGAUCAAAAUUAAUUAUUUACAACUGGUAUCAAUAAUUAUUUAUAUGUUUAUCUAGGCUUUUUGUUAUCGAGAAUCAAAGCAGAACAAUGUGAUAUUAAUUCAUGACAAGCCCACAUAUUGUAUGCAGAGUUAGAGCCAUAGCAUAACCCAAACUUUAGUAAACGCUUUCAAAAUUAAGUCGCACACUUUGUCUCGUUUCAAAAGUAUGCCUGUUUUGUUCUUUUCAUUUUUUGAUUUGCAAAUGUUGUAUGGUAGGUGAUGUUUAACGUAAUUGUUACUAUUGCUGUAAAUACCACUUUGUUUGUGUAAUAUGUCUGCUGUACUUUGUCUAUAUUUGUUUAUUUCAGCCAAUUAUGUUCCAUCGACCCUUGCAUUUUCAGUUUCUACAUAUGGUGAAGGAUGAUGUACUUACUGUUUAACAAGUCAAAGAAGAAAGAAACGCUUUCGAGUAUAGGUGAUGGAGAAACAUCAUCAAAGAAUGAAGAAACUGCAUGUCUCUCAAAUACCCAAAAGUCUAAACACGUUGAGAAACAAACAUCGCCAAACCCAUCUCCAGCUGAGAAGAGAGAGAUAGCUGAAAAAACAAUGGGGUCAUCUCCUUCGAGGAGAUCUGAUAGAGGCAAAAAGUCAGAUGAGGUUCCUGCUUCUCCGGACAUUAGUUCAAAGGAGGAGAAACCUACAGUUAUAGAUAUGAGUGGAGAUGAUGUUCAUGAAGGUAACAUGAAGGAAAGGAAGGAUGCCGAGAAAGGUGAUAGGAAAAGGAAAAGAAGUACGGCUCGUGAUUACAAGGACUUAUUUAAACCUCAAAAAAUGAGGAUUCCUCUAGAUAAUGACAAGGAUCUCAGAGCACAAGAUAAGUCGGUUCAAGCAAAUAUUAGCGGAAAUGGAGGUGAGGAUAAGGAGCUGAAAGAGUCUCCCAAUGAAGCUCAAGCGGAAUUGUUGGGCGAAACGCUGAUGGGUUCAGACCAAGGUGAACAUGUCCCUCAUCCUUGUCGAACAAAACUGCUAGAUGGUAAGUCUGCAGAAAGUGGUUAUUUGGAAAAACAAAUUGGUGGGGAUUGCUCUCCAUCUAAGCGGAAUAUCGAUCAUUAUGCCUGCAGUCCCUGCACAGAUAAUGGUAACAACAUUUCCCACACAUCAUUCUCAAGGAUUAACCAUGAUUUGGAGAAUCAGCAGGAACCCGACCUUUCUGAGAAGGUUAUAGGAACAUGCAAAGCAGCAGGUGUCACGGUGAAUGCAGGGAACAAUGAUGCUGCUGCCAACCUGCAGAGUUCUGGAAAUAUAUUGAACUCUUCCAAGUUUCUUGAAUUCUGGGUUCCUGUCCCGAUGUCCAAUGUGCAGGUUGAGCAGUAUUGUGCUACCCUACUUUCUAAUGCAAUGCACCUUUGUUCAUCCUCAAGAAAUUAUACUGUUGAGGGGGCUCUCCAUGUCAUUCUUAUGUCCAACCGCAAAUGCUGUAAUCAUCCCUAUCUCGUGGAUCUUAAUCUUCAAAGUAAAUUAAUGGAGGGUCGUGAAAAUAAUAUGUUACUGGAUGUUGGCAUUAAAGCAAGUGGCAAGUUACAUUUUCUUGACCUCAUACUGGCAGAGGUUAAACAACGCAAACUAAGAGUGCUUAUUCUUUUUCAGCCUACCGUUGUUACCGCAAAAGAGUCUCCUACAUCUGGAGUGAUAUUGACCGAUUACACUCAUCAACGGUUUGGUCAAGACUCAUAUGAGUGCGUGGUGUCUGGCAUUACCCCAUCAAAAAGGCAAACUGCUGUGAACAGUUUCAACAAUGAUAUGAGUAGAUUUAUUUUCUUUCUAGAGCAUCGUUCAUGUCAUUCAAGCAUCAAAUUGGAAUCAGUAGACAUUAUCAUCAUGCUUGACAGCGACUUGAAUCCGGCAAAUGAUCUAAGAGCCUUGCAGAAGUUAUCAAUUGAUUCUCAGUCGGAGCAGAUCAUGAUUUUCCGUUUAUAUUCCUUAUCUACAUUGGAAGAGAAAAUUCUAAAACUUGCUGAGAGUAACGUGCCUUUUGAUAGUAGGUCGCAGAAUAUAAGGAAUAGAUAUGAUGCCUUGCUCAUGUGGGGAGCCUCUAACUUAUUUGAUAAACUGGCCAAGUUUCAUAAUCAAUCUGUUCUUAGCAUCUCAUCUGAAGAAAAUUUUAUGAAGGAUGUGGUGGAGGAGUUUUUGUACGUGGUUUCUCACAAAUAUGAAAACAAGGAUACAUCCAAAUCGAUCAUUACGAGAGUUCAGAACUGUGGAAUUUAUGGUAAAAAUAUCCCUUUGCAUGGUGAGAUUAGUACUCAUUUGCCUGAUGGAAACCAACCACAUGUAUUUUGGAAGAAGUUGUUGGAAGGUCGGUCUCCGAUUUGGAAGUUUGUAUCUAUCUUGACCCCCCGGCAAAGGAAACGACGCCGCUACUUUGAGGGUUCGUCCAAGAGAACACGUACUGUAGAUGGUGGUGGUAUAAAGACACGUAAGAAGACUGUCAAUAGUACUGCUGAACCGUCUCAAUCAAAAUGUGUAAUUGAAGGGGAAACCGGAAGUGUAAAUGAAGGGGGUUCCAGGGUUCCUGCACAUAACAAGCCUCGGUCAUUAUCCCGUGAUCCAUCUCAGUCCGCUGGUUUCAGUAAUGAGAAAAGUCUUCAUGACUUCUUAAAACCUACUGUUUCUGAGCUCUGCAACGUCCUCAAGUUUUCUGAGGAUGUGGAGAUCAUAGUGAGAAAUUUUCUGGAAUUUGUCCUUGAAAAUUAUAUUAUGAGCAGUGAAGCCCAAAGUACAUUACAAGCUUUCAUGAUAUCAGUGUGUUGGAUCGGUUCUUCAAUUUUGAAAAACAAAAUUGAUAGGAGCGAAUCCUUUAAUAUCGCAAAAAAACACUUGAAUGCCAGCUGCAUGCUAGAUGAAGCAAACAUGGUGUAUGAGAAGCUGAAGUCAGCAGAGAAGACAUUCUUAGAACACACGGACAUAGAUGAUCUCAUAAGAGCAGUUGUUCCUGCAACUCAAGGGGUGAAUUUAAACGCUGAAAAAUAUCAACGUAUCCAAACAAAUAAAGAAGAGCCAAACAAAUGUAAAGAGCAAACCAAAGAUUUUUUUGGGAAGGAGCAAGAUGAGAUUGGCAACUUUAAUAGAGAGUGGGACGAGAAGAGGGUAAAGUUAGAAAACGAUUACAAUAUGGAUAGAAAUCAUAUCCGUACUCUGUAUAGUGAUCUCCGUCUAAGAUCAGAAAAACUGACUAUAUUAAAAAGGGAAUUUGCUGAUAUGAUGGAAGAACAUGAAAGAUUGAGGGAGAUUCACCUGAAAGAUCUAGAGGCAAAAUUACUGGCAGCCAAAGCACAUGUGGCAGUUAACACUGAAGUUCCUUUGCGUGGGUCCGGACAUGAUAGCCCUGAGGCGAGCCCUGCCCCUAUUGAAGCACUAAGUCUCGAUGAACCCAUGUCUGACUUUGACGCGAGUGCUCCAAAUGUGCUGGUUGCAAACAACAUUGAGCUGUCAAUCUCUCAUAUCUCUGCAGAACAGACAAAUGAUACACUGGUAUCGAAUGAGCCAAUUGGAGAAGUUUCGACACAAGGUCAUGGUCUCAGGGUGAAUGAAGUAGCAGAGGCCGGGGCUGAUGCAACUGUAUUGAGUGAAUCAGAUGGAGAGAUACUGGCACAAUUGCAUGAUGACAUACAGAGUGAUGUAGCAGGGACAGUUGAAUGUGUUGAAAUGGAAGUGCUGAAAGAUGAUUCCAAGCAAGAGAAUGCUAACGAUGCCACUGACUGUCCUGAGGGGUCACAUGCUGUUAAAGAUGGUAAUGAGACUGUUCCAAAUGAUGUGGUGCCGCAUACUGGAAAUUGCAAUAAAGAGAAUGACAAAGAUGCUUCACAUGUUAUUGAAAGCGUUAUUGAGCUUGGUCCAAAUGAUGUGGCGGCAUAUAGCAACCCUAUUGAAAUGGGAAAUACAAUUGGCAUUUGCAACGAAGAGAAUGCAGACUAUGGUACCAUUAGCGCUGAUAAAUCACAUGCUGGUGGAGACCACCGUGGUUCAUGUGGCCCUAAUAGUAGUAAUCCACUACCUGCAGAUGUAUCACAGGAAAAAGUACUUUUGGUUCAGCCAAUUGCUUCUCCUGCUCCCCAUCAUUUAGUGUCAACAAUUCCGGAAAUUGAAAACGAGUCUUUUGAUCUUUUACAGCUUCCACCCAGUGAAGUUGCUGAUAAUGAAGGUCAAGCCAAUCCUAGUUCAUUGGCUGUAAUCAAUAAUGAAUCAUCUGUGAUCGCUGAGAACCAAUCGGACAUGCCUUCAUCAUUUUGGGAUCCUGAGGCACUUGCACCACCCGGUUCUUUAGGAAUCCAGAAUCAAAAUGCUUCAGGGCCCGAACUGAAUAUGCUCGAUAACCUUAACCAUGUGGGCCCACGAAUGUUAAGUGUUAAUAACCCUCUUCAAGCCGAAGCAGAGCAACUGAAUGCAAUGAAGGAUAAUGUUAUCAGAUCCCUUGAAGAAACUCAACAAAAUCUAAAAUCUGAUUGUGAGAAGGAGAUAGCAGAAACUAUUGCUAAUAUAAAACAAAAGUAUGAGGUUAAGAGUCAAGAUGCAGUGUCUGCUUCGGUUUUAAAGAAGAACGAAAUUGAUUCACAUCUCAACCGAGUUCUCAUGAAUAAAGUAUUAGCAGAUGCUUUCAGAUCUAAGUGUCAAGAUCAUACUGCUUUUGGUCAUUCAGGAACACAACAGGUCUCUCCAGAUGCAUUUAUGGAGCAACUGCAUAGGCUUUCUGGUUCAUCUAUUAUGAGGCAUCCUCUUGGCACAGCUUCAACUUCACCUGGCCAAUUUUUCAGAAGCCAACAGACACCACAACCAUCAUCACUGCAACCGCCGCCUCCAUCUUCACCCCCUCCAUUACCGCCACCUCCACCUUUGCAUCCACCAACACCAACGCCGCCGCCGCCAUCACCACCACCGCUACCACCACCAACCUUAAGGAUGCCACAGCCACCUCUUCAAAUAGUUGACCAGCCGUCAGCUCUUUUCUCAACCCCACCAAGCAGACCAUCACCACCUCCUACCGCCAACCUCCAAACCGCCUCCACUACACCAAUCAGACCACCACCUAAUACCAAUCCUAUAAUCCUUGACAGCGUGUCAACUAUACUCUUCCCCUCUAUCGCACCUACCCAACGACCCAUCAUCGCCAGGGUUAAUUCCUCGACCACACCUGUCACUAGCAGACCACCACCUGACAUCAGCCAAAUUACCCCCAGAAACAAUCUUCGACCAACGUCUGGCCACAGUCCAGUUACCCCUUCAAGCAUCGCAAACAGAUCACCCACUAUAAACCCUUCCGUAUCUACUUCAAAUCUAAGAUUAAACACCGAAAUCCGGGUUCAAGCCCCACUUAUGCGUCCUGUAACUAACGGAAUAGUUCGUUCUCCAGCCCCACAUCUGCGACCUAUGGCAAGAAAUGAAUUCCGUUUUCCGGCCCCACAUCUGCGACCCCUAUCCAGCAAUGAAAUCCGAGCCCCACCCACACAUAUUAGACCAUUUAGAGAUACAUCAUCUCUACUUCCUGAUCUAGCAAGUAAUCCGAGGAUGGUGCCAGGUCAUGUAACAAGUAGCCACCUACCAACCUCAAACCCUGUAUCCCCAGUGUUACCUCCACUUCCAACAUUCUCGCCAGAACUGCUGCCACCACUACCUUCUGAACCUUACUUUAUACCAGCUCCGCCGCCGCCUCCCAGCAGCUUGCCUACCAUCUUGUCACCGCUUCCAUCUCUACCCACAAGUGGAGAACCUGCAUUGACAACUAAUGUGCAUAUGGACGAUGCUGCUCGUCCGGUUAACAUACGAGCAGGUAGUACACAAUUUUCUGGCUAUGAUCUUGUUUGUUUGUCAGAUGAUGACUAACUAAUCAAGAUUAGUUUUUGUUAAUAUGUUAGCUAUAUAUAUUGUAAAGAAUGUGAAUGCAAUCUUACAUAGGCUGUGGCCAAUUCUAGAAGGGCAAAAUGUUGUAUUUAAGGAGCUGGACUCUUGCCAUCUCCUUUUUUUUGUAGAAAUGCAAACAUGUAGCCAUCUUUAUAUCUUUUUAGUUGUUGCAGUAAUUACCAUCCUGUUCAGUCUUAUUCUCUUGGUUGCUGCAACUCAUGCUUCCACCAUCUAUGGGGGACUAUCUCAUUCUAACUACAACUGACAUUUUUGUUCACCAGGUUUUGUGGUUUGAAUACGACAUUUACUUUUCUUCA
This is a messenger RNA of Erigeron canadensis, 6267 nucleotides long. RefSeq names its product helicase protein MOM1-like. The record is from RefSeq and is a predicted model, not a curated record. Gene Ontology annotation, biological process: heterochromatin formation. NCBI's taxonomy places the organism in Eukaryota, Viridiplantae, Streptophyta, Magnoliopsida, Asterales, Asteraceae. Bases 476 to 5932 code for a protein of 1818 amino acids. The transcript has 13 exons.